Mangifera indica (mango) is the source of this 1191-nucleotide messenger RNA. Its product is annotated as probable strigolactone esterase DAD2. NCBI's taxonomy places the organism in Eukaryota, Viridiplantae, Streptophyta, Magnoliopsida, Sapindales, Anacardiaceae. The record is from RefSeq and is a predicted model, not a curated record. The transcript is spliced from 2 exons. Bases 47 to 847 code for a protein of 266 amino acids.
GCCUCCUAAUCUCAAUCAACACUUUUUCAAGUUUCCGACCAAACUCAUGGCCAACAACAUCUUACAAGCUCACAAUGUUCGUGUUUCAGCGGGAGGAGAAAGAUAUAUAGUACUUGCACAUGGGAUGGGAAGUGACCAAUCCGUGUGGAAUAGGCUUCUUCCAUUUUUCACGGGUAUGUACCGCGUCAUCUGCUACGACCUAGCCUGUGCCGGCAGCAUGAACCCGGAUUCUUUUGAUAUUAGAAAGUACGCUACCCUUGAUGGGUACGUAGAUGACCUUCUAAACAUUCUCGACGCUCUUCAGGUUGAUCGCUGUGCUUAUGUGGGUCACUCCAUAUCGGCAAUGAUUGGAAUCUUGGCUUCCAUUCGGAGACCUCAGCUCUUCACCAAGCUCAUUCUUCUUAAUGCUUCACCCAGAUUUUUGAAUGACGAAAACUAUCGUGGGGGAUUUGAGCGAGCGCAGGUGCAGGAAAUGUUAGCAGCAAUGGAGGCAAACUAUGAGCUAUGGGUUUAUGGGUUUGCACCAGAAGCAGUGGGUGCAGACUUGCCAGAAGUCAUUAGAGAAUUCAGCCGGACUUUAUUCACAAUGAGGCCGGAUAUAUCAUUGUUUGUUUGCAGAACAAUAGUUGAGGCUGAUAUAAGGGGCAUACUAGGCCAAGUGACGGUGCCAUGUAGCAUCAUUCAAACCGCCCGGGACUCCUCAGUCCCCUUAUCAGCGGCUGAAUAUUUACGGAACCAUCUCGGCGGCCGCACCACGCUGCAGAUUUUGAACACUGAAGGCCACUUACCGCAUUUAAGUGCCCCUGCCUUAACGGGUCCAGCCAUUAGGAGAGCACUACCCCGAUAGCUUUUUCGUUAGGACAAAAAUUAAUGAAAAACCAUAUAAGAUUUAGGGUUUACUCGACUAAACCACUAUCAUAACAGCAGCGCCUCUGCUUCAUUUUCAAGUUCGGUUACGAACGUGUCAUCAAAGAACAUUUAACAUCAUUAAUCGUAUCAAAAAUAAGUAAUUCAUUAAUCAAUCACUUUGUGAAAUUCUUGUACAUUGAUUCUCAUUGACCACGUAUCCAUCGAUGGACCCAAAGCAAAGAAAGAAGAGGUGUAGAUAAUUUUUUGGAUCGUUUUUGUCUCUUUAGCCGCUUGCACUGCGUACAUUCCUUAAUUCUCAUACAUGAACCUAAUAGAACCAAG